Messenger RNA from Nematostella vectensis (starlet sea anemone), 921 nucleotides. RefSeq names its product collagen triple helix repeat-containing protein 1. The record is from RefSeq and is a predicted model, not a curated record. Lineage: Eukaryota; Metazoa; Cnidaria; Anthozoa; Actiniaria; Edwardsiidae. The transcript has 5 exons. Bases 121 to 819 code for a protein of 232 amino acids.
GCUAUGAUAUAAACGAAGAAACGGAUCAGAGGCGGGCAGAAAACAAGAAAAAUCUACGACUUCGUUAAACUUAGUGGGUCGAAGCCACAACACAAUUGGGGAAAUCCAAACAAGAAAGCCAUGUUGAAGUUUUUGCUGGUUUUUGUCGGGGCGGUGCAGCUCAGUCUUAUCUUGGCGCAUGCUCCCUCUCCUUGCCAGAAUUGCUGUGCGCAAGGUCAUGAUGGCAAGAAUGGAAUUCCGGGGAUUCCAGGAGUCCCUGGAAAACCUGGAACACCGGGGAAGUCUGGAAACGAUGGACGGAAUGGCAAACCGGGAGCGCCUGGACCCAAGGGCCCUCCAGGACCCAAAGGAAGUAGGGGGCCCAAGGGUGUUCAGGGCCCUCCUGGGACGACACACGUCAACUGGAAACAAUGUGCAUGGAAGGAAUCAGAUGGGCGGGACCAUGGAUUGAUCAAGGAUUGUGUUUUUCGCAAGAGACGUCAGAAUACGGCCCUUCGUGUACAGUUUAUUGGAACAUUUCGAAUCCAUAACUGUAAUAGUUGUUGCAAGCGCUGGUUCUUUACCUUCAAUGGCGCUGAGUGUCGCGGACCCCUCCCUAUCGACGGAGUAGUCUAUAUGAGCAAAGGCACAGGAGCUAACCUCAAAGACCUCCAUCGCGUGAGGGUAAUAGAGGGCUACUGCACCAACAUUCACAAUGGCCCCAUUCGCGUCGGCUUCAACGUCGGUAAUUGCGCUGGUUAUGGUAAUGCUGACGCCUACACCGGGUGGAAUGCGGUCUCGCGCAUUAUUGUGGAGGAAGUCCCCCCUCAGCAAACCUGAGAAUGACUUGGGCGAGCUUAGCCAGACAGUAUCACAAACGAUAAAGUAAUAUAAUAGGUGUUGGGGUGUGAGGUUUAACCAGCAAUAAACACGAUAAAGCAA